Molecule: messenger RNA, 921 nt
Organism: Anopheles stephensi (Asian malaria mosquito)
Lineage: Eukaryota; Metazoa; Arthropoda; Insecta; Diptera; Culicidae
Product: histone-lysine N-methyltransferase eggless-like
Exons: 2
Coding region: 28-867 (279 amino acids)
Biological process (GO): heterochromatin organization; negative regulation of gene expression
Cellular component (GO): nucleus
Molecular function (GO): histone H3K9 methyltransferase activity
Source: RefSeq, a predicted model, not a curated record
ACUGGCAGCUGGGUCAAGUGUAAGGUGAUGAAUAUCUCCGAAAAUAAUGUGUACUCGGUACGCUUCCUGGUCGGCAACAACAAGCAGACCGUUCUGAGUGCGAAACAUCUCGCCUACACGGAGAUUCCAUGGGUGAAGCUAAAGUUGGGCACGCGUGUGAUUGCCAAAGUAUGCUCUACCACUGGGGAAGCGGCCAGUCGAGCAUUCUACGCCGGUACGGUGCUGGAAUCAAUCAGCUCUUACAACAAAUUCCGGUAUCUCAUCAUCUUCGACUCGGGUCACACACUGUACGCACCGCUACAGGAAGUUCGGGUCGUUUGCGAAGAGUCCAAACACGUGUGGGACGAUGUGCACCCGCAUUCGAAAGAAUUCAUCCGCAACUACAUGCAAACGUGCGGAUCGAUGCGACCGAUGGUACAGGCACAACCUGGCCAACGCCUAAUGGUGGAAAUCAACCAGAAGUGGUACCAGGGCAAAGUGAUCGAAACGGACAGCAGUUUGUUUAAGCUGUACUUCCAGGAGAUUAACCGAUACGAAUGGAUUUACCGCGGUUCGAAACGACUCGCGCCGUUGUAUUCGCGUGGCACGCCAAACAACAAGUUUUCCAAGUUCCAGCGUCGCAAUGAGCCUUCCAUCGAGUACAUUACGAUUGAGGACGAUAGUGCGAAAGCGCCGGCACAGCAGGACAAACCCCAGCCAUCGCAAUCCGGCGCCAAACAGGAAUCGCAAGAUACGCAAGUUCGUGCGACCGCUAAAAAGAGCACGGCGCAUCGCCACAGCAACAGUGGCAAUAAAAACGCCAAUGCUAAUGGUACGGCCACCACCACCACCACAACAACAACAACGUCCCGGGCGUCAUCUCCUUGAACCGGAACACCAUCUACAUCGAUUUCGACAAGAACCGUUCCACCGGGAAAACGC